Messenger RNA from Neltuma alba, 1824 nucleotides. Its product is annotated as glycerol-3-phosphate dehydrogenase [NAD(+)]-like. The record is from RefSeq and is a predicted model, not a curated record. The transcript is spliced from 13 exons. NCBI's taxonomy places the organism in Eukaryota, Viridiplantae, Streptophyta, Magnoliopsida, Fabales, Fabaceae. The coding region runs from base 68 to 1237 and encodes 389 amino acids. Gene Ontology annotation, molecular function: NAD binding; glycerol-3-phosphate dehydrogenase [NAD(P)+] activity; protein homodimerization activity. Gene Ontology annotation, biological process: glycerol-3-phosphate catabolic process; carbohydrate metabolic process. Gene Ontology annotation, cellular component: cytosol.
CGUAGUUCAGAACAGCAACCCAUUUUCGCACAAUUGCGGCGAAGAGUGCAAGGCUAGGAACAACUCAAUGCAAUGCUCUCGCUUCAAUUCCCUUCCCUCGUAUUCAAUCUCCCCCUCCCUUGAUCUCUACAUGACCCCACACCUGCAAAAAGCUCGCAAUGUUUCACUCGGAUCCAAAGUCACCGUCGUUGGCAGCGGCAACUGGGGCAGUGUUGCGGCUAAACUCAUCGCGUCCAAUACCUUGAGGUUCACCUCCUUUCAUGAUGAAGUGAGGAUGUGGGUAUUCGAGGAAACAUUGCCCAGUGGCGAAAAGCUCACUGAUGUCAUCAAUGGAACCAAUGAAAAUGUUAAAUAUCUUCCGGGAAUUAAGCUGGGCAAAAAUGUAGUUGCAGAUCCCGAUCUUGAAAAUGCGGUGAAGGACGCGAAUAUGCUAGUCUUUGUGACCCCACAUCAAUUCGUGGAGGGAAUAUGCAGGAAGCUUGUAGGGAAAAUUAAGACAGAUGCAGAAGCCAUUUCCCUUGUUAAAGGGAUGGAGGUCAAGGUGGACGGUCCCCGCAUGAUGUCUACUCUCAUUUCCCAGCAACUGGGAAUCAAUUGUUCUGUCUUAAUGGGGGCCAACAUAGCAAAUGAGAUUGGCCAAGAAAAAUUUAGUGAAGCAACCAUCGGGUACAGGCAGAAUAGGGGGGCUGCAGAGACGUGGGUUCAAUUGUUUAAUACUCCCUAUUUCAACGUGACGGCCGUCCAAGAUGUUGAAGGGGUCGAACUGUGUGGAACUCUUAAAAAUAUUGUGGCCGUGGCCGCAGGUUUUGUUGAUGGCUUGGAGAUGGGAAAUAAUGCAAAAGCUGCUAUCAUGCGAUUAGGUCUGGAAGAGAUGAAGGCGUUUUCCAAGCUACUCUUUCCAUCUGUCAAGGACAGCACCUUUUUGGAAAGCUGUGGUGUGGCUGACCUUAUCACAACAUGCUUGGGUGGAAGAAACAGGGAAGUUGCUGAGGCUUUUGCCAAGAGUGGAGGGAAGAGGUCAUUUGAUGAGCUUGAAAAAGAGAUGUUGCAGGGCCAGAAAUUGCAGGGGGUCUCUACUGCAGGCGAUGUUUAUGAAGUUCUAAGCCAUAACGGAUGGCUUGAGUUGUUCCCCCUCUUCUCAUCAGUGCAUGAGAUAUGCACUGGCCGCCUCCCACCAUCUGCCAUAGUUCAACACAAUCAAAGAAAACUGAAGAGUAAAUGUCUUGGAAGGAUUUGAUUACUUCUGGACCUUCUUUGUUCCCAAAAAUCUCAUGCCAACGGACGCCUGUGGUAAGGGAAAACAAAGCGUCUCUUUUAGCUCUCAGAGCAGCGAAGACUUUUUACACUGCAAAUAAAUCCCAUAAGGAGGGAAUAUGGUCUGCUCACGAGAUAUUAGGUCGUUGUCAUCAUCUGCAGGAUUUAGUUACUGAAGCGCACAUGACAUUAGUAAGAACCUUGUUGGAGCAUCUGAUUGAAGACAGCUUAACCUUAAAGCUAUGUCUGAUUAGGAGAAUCUGAGUGAGGGAAGAAGGAAAAGAUACUGCAUAUAUCCUGUUGAUCACAAAGUCACCUAAAAUGCGGAAAAGAAGACAACUGUACCAGUGAAAGUGAUUCCAAUUGUUUGCCUUUUUUUAAAGCGACAAAUGGGUUGAUGGGAUUGGAAUUCUAAAACGAAUUUUUUUUUUUAAUAAAAUUCUCUUUCCAUAAGGUCGAAGUUGCUACCUUUUUUUGUACUUUUGGUUGGUGGUAGCUUGCCACAAUCCAAAAAUGUCUGUUACUGUGAAAAUUUUCAUAAAUUUAUGUGGCUAUAUUUCAUGAUUUAAA